This is a messenger RNA of Fraxinus pennsylvanica, 723 nucleotides long. NCBI's taxonomy places the organism in Eukaryota, Viridiplantae, Streptophyta, Magnoliopsida, Lamiales, Oleaceae. The record is from the annotation of a GenBank genome assembly.
AUGAAGCACUCGAGGAAAAAACGCCAUUCUCAUUCUUCUUCUCUGGAAGACGGGGAAAAAAGUGAAGAGGACAGGGAUCAUAAGCACUCAAAAAGGAUGCACAUGUCUCCUAGUUCACCACAAGAUGAAGAUGAAUAUGAGAGAGAUGACGAGGAUCGUAAACGGUCUAUGAAGAAGCAUCGAUCUCACCAUUCUUCUCGUGAUGCUCAAAGAAGAGAUGUAAACGAUAUUCACAGGAAGAAGAUGAUGAAGAGGAAAGGCACCACAGACCCUCAGGGAAGAGUCACAAUUCACAUUGUUCUUCACAUCAUAGCAUCUUACAUAGAACGAGAUGAGUUGGAGGAAGGUGAGAUCAGCUCCAAAGCUUCAGAUGAUUCUAGAGGAAGUGCUAGCGGCCAUGUUUGUAGAGAAACUCCACUUAAUAUCUCAAUGGCCUAUGGAUUCAAGAAUUCAGACACAAGGACUGAGAGACAUGAGAAGUGUACUCAAGAAUGGAUUCCCUAUAAAAAACCAAAACUUGAUUCUAUAAAUGAUUUUGAUAACCAAGUUGCUCGAGGGAUGGAGAGGGCUCUUGUCACAGUUCGAGUCCGAUCAGAGGCAUCUCUGAUCGCUGAUGGAUGCCAAUGGAGAAAAUACGAACUAAACCCAUUCCCUCGAGCUUAUUACCGCUGCACCAUGGCAAUUGGUUAUCGAGAUCUCAAACAAGUACUCGUUCUCUUUUGA